Messenger RNA from Salvia miltiorrhiza (redroot sage), 1252 nucleotides. RefSeq names its product calcineurin B-like protein 10. The record is from RefSeq and is a predicted model, not a curated record. The coding region runs from base 221 to 985 and encodes 254 amino acids. Gene Ontology annotation, biological process: calcium-mediated signaling. NCBI's taxonomy places the organism in Eukaryota, Viridiplantae, Streptophyta, Magnoliopsida, Lamiales, Lamiaceae. The transcript is spliced from 9 exons. Gene Ontology annotation, molecular function: calcium ion binding; kinase binding.
UUGUUGGGGAGGUAGGGAAGGUAAGCUUGGAUAUUCUUCAUCUACAAAUAAUAAUAAUAAUAAAUUAUAUAUCCAUACAUAAAUGAAAGUGAUAAGGCUUGACCGCUUGAGUGAAACAUUAAUGGAUUUAACAAGAAAAUAAACCACCUGCCAAAAAAGGGAAAAUAUACGAAAUAAUCAGCUGUGCAUCGAUGAGCAUGGUCCUACCAGAUUUUCUGAAAUGGAUUCGAGCAACAAUUCGCUGCUGGAGUCUAGCUCUCUGACAUUUGCGGAGAAGCUGUGCGCGGCGGUGUUCCCGAUUGUAGCGUUAAUCGACGCGUUGAUCUUCGCGGUUUCCAGUUGUUUCGAUUUCAAGUGCAGAAAAUCGAGCAAUACGAAGAAAUUGAGCUACGACUACGAGGAUAUUGUUCGUCUCUCUCGGGGAUCUCAUUUUACUGUAAAUGAAGUGGAGGCAUUGCAUGAGUUGUUUAAGAAGCUAAGCAGUUCGAUUAUUGAUGAUGGAUUGAUACAUAAGGAAGAGCUGAAGCUGGCAUUGUUCACAACGGCAAGUGGUGAGAACCUUAUCUUGGAUCGGGUAUUUGAUCUUUUUGAUCUGAAAAGGAACGGUGUCAUUGAUUUGGAAGAAUUUGUUUGUUCACUCAACGUGUUCCAUCCUAAUGCCUCUUUGGAAGAGAAAAUUGAAUUUACAUUCAAGCUUUAUGAUCUGGGACAAACUGGGUUCAUUGAGCGUGAAGAAGUCAAGCAGCUGGUGAUUGCUAUACUUGCAGAAUCUCACAUGAAAUUGUCUGAUGAACUGCUAGAGCUAAUAAUCGACAAGACAUUCGAGGAUGCUGAUGCUGAUAAGGAUGGGAAAAUUAACGAGGAAGACUGGAAGACCUUCGUUAUGCAGCAUCCAUUGCUUUUGAGGAACAUGACUCUACCUCAUUUAAAGGAUGUCACCACGGUCUUCCCCAGCUUCGUUUUCAACACCGAGGUUGAAGAUUGAGAUGAACAGAUCAUUUCUUGGACACAUUUAAUCUCUCUCAAACUUAGCUGGAGAGAGAGGAGAGUAAGAUUGUAUACUCCCUUGAAGCUGUGAAAAAGGUGGAUAUCUGACAGGAGGGCUUGAUCUUACUUGCUUCAGAUUCAUCAGUUUGGAAUACCUCACAAUUUGUACAGAAAUUUGAAUUUGGUAUUCUUGUAGUUUUUGAGUUUAUUGUAAAAAGACAUUAUGAAUAUCAGAACUCCUCAAUAUAAUUGUUGAGAUGAUUUA